AGAGACUGAGCAGGAGUCAGUCAGUCAGAGAACACCCAGCUGCAUGCCUGCCCUGCUCUAAUGCUAACAACAGAUAGUUGUCUGGGGCCAGAGGUCAGCAGGCCAUGCAUAGACACACAAACGAGAGAGAUAACAGAUUCUCCUAGGAACUAAAGAGAUCGACAUUAGCUGUCCAAUGCCAAGCAGCCUCUGUCAUUGCUAAAAGAGAGGUUGGAGCUUGUGAUUCCUCCUCAAAAGGUUCCACUUUUUUUCACUUAUUUUUGUUAAUCUAAGCUCUAUUGUCAAACAUGGGGUGCUCCUCAUCCAGUGCACAGACUGUUGAGCAGGAGAAAAGACCAGGUACAAAGCCAGAGGAGAGCAAUGGAGAGACAGCAGCACUCAGAAAUGGCCACAUUGCGGAAGACGCACAAACAAUCGAGGACCAAAUGCAGCUGCCUUUGCAGACGGCCUUAUUAAAUGAUCUUCAGCCAGGAAUCGAUGAGGAGGAGGCAGUGUUAAUGGCCCUGGAGGCCCAGGAGGAUCUUGGGUCUGGAGAGGAUCUUCUAACUACUGUGGAACCACAGCCAGAACCUGAUGCCCCUGAAAAGCCAGCUCCAGAAGCACCAGCUGCAGCUCCAUCUGUGGCUCCAGAGACUCCAACAGAGGCACCAACAGAGGUUCUGACAGAGGGUCUAGUGGCUCCAGCAGCAGCUGCAUCUGUGGCUAUAGAGGCUCCAGCAGAGGCACCAACAGAGGUUCCGACAGAGGUUCUAGUGGCUCCAGCUGGAGCAGCAUCUGUGGCUAUAGAGGCUCCAGCAGAGGCACCAACAGAGGUUCCAGUAGAGGCUCUAGUGGCUCCAGCUGCAGCAGAAUCUGUGGCUAUAGAGGCUCCAGCAGAGGCACCAACAGAGAGUCCAGCUGAAGCUCCAGCAGAAGCUCCAUUAGAGGUUCCAAGAGAGGCUCAACCAGAGGUUCCAACAGAGAGUCCAGCUGAAGCUCCUGCAGAGGCUCCAGUUGCAUCUAAUAUCACUGUUGGAGCAGUUGAGGUUGUACCUACUGUGGAGACAGCAGCCCAUGUAGAACCUGUUGUGGCUGAAGCCGUGUCUUUGGACAAAGCCCUUGUUGAGGCUGCAGAGGAGGCCCCCAUUGUUGAAUCUGUUGUAGCAGUGCAGGUACAGGCUCCUGUUGUUGAGGAAGUUCCUGUUGUGACACUUGAGGCCUCUCCUGAAGCAGCCACGCUUGCUGUUGAACCUGUUGUAUCAGAGCCAGUUGUGGUAGUGGAAGAGGCAGUGACUGUGACUACAGAGGCCUCAGCAGAAGUGGCUGCUCCUGUGGAGACAGUGUCUCCACCUGACAGUGUGGCACCAGAGACUGCCUCAGUGACACCAACGGGAUCCUCAGAGCCAGACGAAAUUCCUGCAUCUCCAUCAAUUGAGGCUGCAACACCACCUGAAGCUGUAGUACCAAAUGAAAAUCCAGCACCAAGCUCAUCUUUUGUACCUGUGGAGGCUGCUGUGCCUAUAAUAGAUACAGAGGUUGCUGAAGCAACUAUUCCAGCAAUGCCUGCAAUAUCUCCACUCACAGCUCAGCCUGAUGACGCUGAAAAUGCCACAGAACCUCUUGCACCUUCUACUGCUGAACCAACCCCAACACCAGACACUCCAUCAUCCUCACAAACACCUUUAGAAGUAUCUCCAGCAGUUGUGCCAUCUGAGACCAUAGUGGGCAGUGCAGACCCAGUACAAGAACCUGUGGUUGAGCCCAAACCAGCAGAUUCUGAACUGUCACCCAAAGUGGAGACUGUAACAGAAGCCCCCAAGGAUGCAGCGAACAAGAAAACUAAAGCCGACUGAGUUUGUGGAAACACAACACAACAAAUCUACCAAAAAUGAUGGGAACUCCUCAGAACUACAACACAAAUGCCAGGUGUACUGUAAGAACAAUAUGAACAACACUAUUCAUGUACAAUAUGCCUUAAUAACUUUGUGGUUGCUAGACCCGAAGUGCCUAAAGCCACAGGCCUUUUGAAAGUAUUAGUACAUGCCACAAACAGUUAGCACAAGUACAAUGAGAUGAAACAGGUGCAAUACUGUGUGAAGUCUGUUAUGUUAGUGUGCUGAAGUCUGGGGAAUGACGCUUACAAAAAAAGUGUGAAUAAAAUAAGGCAAAGAGAUUAACGUAACAUAAAAAAAAAAAAGACAUUUAACAUUUUCUGAAACGUGUAUAACCAUGAAUCCAUUUUGAUUUAUGUUCACUUGGUUGUUGCUUUACUAAUAAUGUUUGUUUGACAGUCUAUGCCUUCUUAAAUAAGUCCUUUUGAUAUCCCAUUUCACUGAGAAAUUAUUGAUUAAAAUUAUGUCGGGUGAAAGAAAAAUCAAAAUACAUUCAAAUGAUUAGUGAGACUGGAUUAAUAAAAAAAUCAAAGCCAGGAUGAGGAUCCAGGUGUACUGAUGAUGCACUUGCUGUUUCAUGAUGUCAUUUUGUGCUCCUGUAUCUGAAAUAUGAAGUCAUUCCCAACAUCAUUUACAGUAAAGGCACUAAGCCCGGUUAUGCUUAUAAUACGCACACUGGUUUUGCGUUGUGCAUUAAAAAUGUCUAGCACAGUGAGAUAAUGUGUCACAAAGAGUCAAGGUCUUGGAAAAAUUAUUUUAAUUGCAUAAUAUGUGAAAAAAAAAUCAAUGAAAACAAAAAUCUGUUUUCAUGUCUGACAUCUUUGUGUUCCUUCCUCAUUUUCUAAGCUUGUUUGUGACUCUGCUAACCCGUUAGUGUACAGAAUAAAGUUUAACAUCACCAAUA
Solea solea (common sole) is the source of this 2775-nucleotide messenger RNA. Its product is annotated as skin secretory protein xP2-like. Lineage: Eukaryota; Metazoa; Chordata; Actinopteri; Pleuronectiformes; Soleidae. The record is from RefSeq and is a predicted model, not a curated record. Bases 288 to 1832 code for a protein of 514 amino acids. The transcript is spliced from 4 exons.